Molecule: messenger RNA, 888 nt
Organism: Drosophila grimshawi
Lineage: Eukaryota; Metazoa; Arthropoda; Insecta; Diptera; Drosophilidae
Exons: 2
Coding region: 1-888 (295 amino acids)
Biological process (GO): DNA integration
Molecular function (GO): nucleic acid binding
Source: RefSeq, a predicted model, not a curated record
AUGGCGGUUCAAGUUCGUGAAUACGUUAGAGAAUGCAUGGUGUGCAAAGAAACGAAGGCCACGAACCAAAGGAUUCAAGUAUCCAUAGGGCAGGAAGUUAAGACCGAACGACCCUUUCAGAAAUUGUACAUUGACUUUUUGGGAAAGUACCCACGGUCAAAAAGAGGUCAUGCAUGGGUCUUCGUAGUCGUCGAUCACUUUUCGAAAUUUACGUUUCUGAAGGCCAUGAAAGACGCUACGGCAGACAAUGUGGUGGAAUUCCUGAUUAACGAGGUUUUCUUUAAAUUCGGUGUCCCUGAAACCAUCCAUUCGGAUAACGGUCGACAAUUCGUUUCCAAGAAGUUCGAAAAUAUGGCCGAAGCUUUCGGGAUCUCCCACAUGAGAACGGCCAUAUAUUCCCCCUCAAAGCAAUGCAGCCGAGCGCGUGAAUCGAACGAAAUUGAGGUUGCGAUUCGUAAUGCUGUCCAUUCGGCAACCGGGGUCACACCAUUUUUUACGGUUUUUGGACAGCAGAUGUAUUUAAAUGGAGCCAGUUACAAGCUCGCACGGAAGCUACGGUCGAUGGGUGAACACUCCAUCUCCGAUUUAGAAACGCAGGACAAGAUCCGAAUAGUUCAAGAUCAGGUGAGGCUGCAUCUGCACAAAGCGUUUGAACGCAGCCGGCAACAGUACGACAAGCGGGCUCGGAAGUUUCACGCUGUGCCAGGCCAAGAAGUUUAUAGGCGGAAUUUUGUGCUGAGCGACUUCAGCAAGGCUUUCAACGCGAAAUUCGCAAAAAAAUUUCGCAAGUGCAGGAUUGUUAGAGUCGUAGGAAACAACGCGUAUGAGGUAGAGGAUCUAAACGGAAGAUCGCUAGGGGUCGUCCAUGCUAAAGAUCUUCGGAUUUAA